UAUAUUGCUGUGUGGCUCGAUCCAACCACGCAGCAAAUCUCUGUACCAGUCACGCUCAGUGUUGUAUCCCCUGCUCAAUGUUACCGCAACCUUAGCGAAUUUGUCCAUAGUCAACACGAUACUCCCAGUGGCAUGUUUAAUCCGCCGUCGGCUUCCCAUGUCAUCGGCAUUGAAACGGCCGCUAAAGAGGAAACACUGGUGGCCAUCCUUCCGGCCAAGAGCCCCAGUAAAAUCCUGGAUAGCGCCACGCUCGCCUCCCACUCCCGUAAACGCUCCGGACCACCUGCAGACGAGCCGGUCCCGAUGGAGACUGUGCUGACGCGACCUUUCCGACUGGUCAACGGCGAACCUUGUCCUAAGAGGCGCAAGGUUGUCGUCAGUGUUUUGGUGCGGCCGUGUGAACGCGCCCGCGUCCAUACAAAAAAACGGCGGAAGGAGCUUACGGCCACAGUCCACCAAGAUGCCGGUGGCAUGCAGAACCUGGAGUUGAACGUGGAGAACUGGAUGCCGCAAAAGCCUCAUCAGCCGGUCAUGGCGGAUGGCUUCAGUUUUACUGAGGGGCUCCGCAAAGAACGCCUGGCUAGUGUGUGCAGCUAUCACAAGAUCGAAGCUAAGAAGGAGUAUUUUCACUGUCUCUGGGAGAUAGACAAUGCAUGGAAGUCGGAUUUUUUUAAAAAACUUCCCCGCAGAACGCGCCAACAGAUCAAUGGUAACUACGCCGACAUCACCAUUCCCGGUCCGAUCUUUGAGGGUCCCCUGGGCACCAGUUGGCAAGCGGUGGCUUAUCCAUUUGGCUACCGCAGCAACCGCCGCGAAGGCCUGGUAGCCAUGGCUGUGCGCUACUUCAACGGUCCCGAUGCGCAAGUCUCCGCCGGCUUCCAGAUCUCCCUUGUUCCACCCUCUAACUAUAACUACUGUGGCCUCCAAGAAACCAUUAGAGACCACUGUGAUAAACUGCAAGAAGCAAAUAAGCGUAGUAAUCUCUUCAAACGCGGCAAAAAAGGCUGGGUCCUGCGCAAAUUUGCCACGCGCGCCCAACUAGACGAAUGCAAAAGCACGGCGCUGGUAUUUGUUUUUUCCUUCUGCAUUUACGGACGGGUACAGACACAUUACCGUCACCGGUUCAGUCGGGAUUUUAAAGAGGCCGAGUCCAGCAUCAGCAGUUUUAUGAAACGGCUGUGGAAUAACGGGACGCCGGCCGGCAAGAUUCGGGUGGAGGGCAAAGCCGGAAAGACGUUCCGAGUACACUCUUCAGUGCUGCAGUUAAAUGCUGGCGGGAUAAGCAAUAUGGCGGCUAAUCAUUCACCGGAAAACCGGCGCUCAUUAGUCUUUCCCGACAUGACCGAAGCAGUCCUCAAAAAGGUAUUGGAGUUUUGUUAUACCCUCCAGGUUACCCGACUGGAUCGGACUCCCUUUGAGUUACUGCUUACCGCCCACCGCUACGGCAGCGCCGGUCUGCAGGCGCUGGCGGAACGGGAGAUUGUCCGCCAUAUUGAUCUCACCAGCAUCCUCGAUCUGUGUGUAUGGAACGACCAUUUGCAGAGUCCUUUUCUCGCUCAUUUCCUUGGCGCUUUUCUCCUCACCAACUUUGAACAAGUGCGGACGUUGCCGGACUACGUCACUAAAUUAUCGGACGAGCAAAGAUCACAGUUUGAGGCGGAGUACGCUAGCCAGUACGAUCCUACGGCGGCCACGGACGCUGAUUCGGACGAUGUCGACGACAACAGUCCGGCGGAAUUCGACUCGGGGAUGGACAGUUAUGGAGAAGAUGACGAUGAAGAAAACUUUGGCUUCCAAGACGAUGAGACCGACGGGGCCCUGACGGAUGACCUUUCCGAUGGGGAACGUAUGCCGGCACUGCUGGAACUAGGGGAGGAGCCCGAGGAGCCGCAAGCGCUAGCCAUGCCCAAUCAGCUCGCGCUGGAUCAGGCCGCGGUGCUGGCCAACAUGUUUGGAGCUGGCUUCGGCGAGAUGGACGCCGACGCCAUGGAUUUUAUUUUAAUGUUGAUGUAAUGUCGGGUGUUGUUAACCUGCAUUGUAUGCCUCCUAAUGUUGCUGCUGGCAUUUUCUGUGUUUUAGAUUUUUGAUUUUUGCUGUGGGAAAAAAUUUAUGAGGCAGUGCUAUUUUCGCAAGCAACCAAUUGUGUUCUUAUUUUUUGUUUUUCACUGUGAACGAAAAUCUAGUACUGUCACGUUGCGGAACGUUGUACGCGCACAGUUUUGAAUAGCUCAAGUAAGUAGCAGU
Messenger RNA from Paramacrobiotus metropolitanus, 2244 nucleotides. RefSeq lists its product as uncharacterized. The transcript has 3 exons. Bases 133 to 2013 code for a protein of 626 amino acids. Gene Ontology annotation, molecular function: protein binding. NCBI's taxonomy places the organism in Eukaryota, Metazoa, Tardigrada, Eutardigrada, Parachela, Macrobiotidae. The record is from RefSeq and is a predicted model, not a curated record.